This is a messenger RNA of Equus quagga, 3712 nucleotides long. It is a transcript of the gene THBD, whose product is annotated as thrombomodulin. Gene Ontology annotation, molecular function: transmembrane signaling receptor activity; calcium ion binding. The transcript has a single exon. Gene Ontology annotation, cellular component: membrane. The record is from RefSeq and is a predicted model, not a curated record. Lineage: Eukaryota; Metazoa; Chordata; Mammalia; Perissodactyla; Equidae. The coding region runs from base 184 to 1908 and encodes 574 amino acids.
GCACUUAUAAACUCGGGCCCCGGCCCGCCGGCAUGUCAGAGGCUGCCUUGCCUGGGUUGCGCGCCGUUGCCAGACGCGUCUGGGCUGGGACAGACAGGAGCAGCUAUCGCCAGCGGAGCCCUGCGCCUCUCGUCGCGGCGCCUGCGCUCUCCCCGGGGCCUGCACGCGGCGCGUCUGGACAGCAUGCUCCGGGUCCUCCUCCUCGGCAUGCUGGCCCCCGCUGGCCUGGGGCUCCCGGCGCCCACAGAGCCGCAGCCCCAUGGCAGCCAGUGCAUCGAGCACGACUGCUUCGCGCUCUUCCGGGGCCCCGCGACCUUCCUCGCUGCCAGUCAGGCCUGCGAGAGCCUGCAAGGCCACCUGAUGACCGUGCGCUCCUCGGUGGCAGCUGAGGUCAUCUCCUUGCUACUGAGUGGCGACGGCGGCGACAGCCAGCGCCUCUGGAUCGGCCUGCAGCUCCCGCCCGGCUGCGGCGACCCAGGGCACUCUGGGCCCUUGCGCGGUUUCCAGUGGGUUACGGGCGAUAACCGCACCAGCUACAGCAGGUGGGCGCGGCUCCACCGCGACCCGGCGCUUCUCUGCGGUCCGCUUUGCGUCGCAGUCUCGGCGGCCGGGGCCGCUGCACCGGGCGAGCCGGCCUGGGAGGAGCAGCAGUGCGCCGCGGAGGCCGACGGCUUCCUCUGCGAGUUCCACUUCGCAGCCUCCUGCAGGCCCCUGGCCGUGGAGUCCGCGGCGGCCGCCAGUGUCUCGAUCACCUACAGCACCCCGUUCGGGGCCCGCGGCGCGGACUUCCAGGCGUUGCCUGCGGGUAGCUCCGCCGCUGUCGCGCCCUUCGGAGUGGAGCUGGAGUGCACGGCGCCUCCCGGAGAGGCCGAGGCGCGCUGGAGCCGGGAGGCGCCGGGCGCCUGGGACUGCAGCGUGGAGAGCGGCGGCUGCGAGCGCGCGUGCAACCGGAGCGCCGGGACGUCGCGCUGCCUCUGCCCCGCCGACGCCGCCCUGCAGGCCGACGGGCGCUCCUGCGCCGCGCCUGGGGAGCACUCCUGCGACCAACUCUGCGACCAUUUCUGCGUCCGCAACCCGGACGUGCCCGGCGGCUACUCGUGCAUGUGCGAGACGGGCUACCAGCUGGCUGCCGACCAGCACCGUUGCGAGGACGUGGACGAUUGUAAGCUGGUGCCCAGUCCGUGCCCGCAGCGCUGUGUCAACACCCAGGGCGGCUUCAAGUGCCACUGCUACCCUGGGUACGACCUGGUGGACGGCGAGUGCGUGCAGCCCGUGGACCCAUGCUUCGGGACUAACUGCGAGUACCAGUGCCAGCCUGUGGGUCAGAAUGACUACCGCUGCAUCUGCGCCGAGGGCUUCGCGCCCAUCCCCCAAGACCCGGACCGGUGCCAGAUGUUCUGCAACCAGACUGCAUGCCCAGCCGACUGCGACCCCAAUAACCCAUCUAACUGCCAGUGCCCGGAAGGCUACAUCCUGGACGACGGCGUCAUAUGCACAGACAUCAACGAGUGCGACAGUGGCUACUGCCCGGGCGAGUGCCGCAACCUCUUUGGCAGCUACGAGUGCAUCUGUGGGCCAGACUCGGCCCUCGCCGGCCAGGUUGCCACUGACUGUGACCGCAAGGAGAGCAAAGGAGACGACGAAGACAGCGGAUCUGGGGAGCCCCCGGUCAGCCGGACUCCCGGCACCACGGCGAGCCCCUCGCCGGUAGCGCCCCUGCAUUCGGGCGUGCUCAUUGGCAUCUCCAUCGCAAGUCUGUCUCUGGUGGUGGCGCUUUUGGCGCUCCUCUGCCACCUGCGCAAGAAGCAAGGUGCCAUGUCGACAGAGCUAGAGUACAAGUAUGGGGCCCCAACCAAGGAGGUGGUGCUGCAGCACGUGGGGACGGAGAGGAUGCCUCAGAAACUCUGAGGGGCCCCCCUCCCUGACCCAGGUGUGGGUUUGGCCUUUGCCUCCCUCCCGUGUCCUCCCCCCUCCCCCAGCCUUACUCCCUGGCCACCCCAAAGCACCUUAGCUGGCAUCAGAACCGGAGAAGACCCUCCUCACCUUCUUCUCUGAUUCCACACGAGGCUGGGGAGUGGGCAUUGGAAGGACUCCACGCCCCAGCCAUUUCCGUGCCAUCGUCGCACAACUGGGCAAGCUGGCAGUUUGAUGAUGAAGACACAGACUGCAGAGUGUCCCAUGCCCCCACCAUGGAGGGCGAGCCUUACGGUAGGCAGCCUUUGGGGCAGACUGUGAGCCCCCAGACUAGUGAGUGUAAUGAAGUCAUUGGUAAUGACCAACAUAUUUAUUUUUUAAGUAUUUAGGAUCUUUUUCUUUUGCUUUUUUCCCUUCCUGUAGGUAUCUCUCCCCCCUCCCUUCCCUUUGAUCUUCCUUCUCUCUGUAUUUAUAUACUCCUACUUGUCAUGUGGCAGUGGAACCAUCUUGGUGAAGUUUCCCCCCAGCCCUCUUGCAUUUAUUAAGCCGAGCCCUGUAUGUCCCCUCAUUCCUCCGAGUUUUCCCCUCUCAGGAACUCAGCCAACCCCCCCCCGAGUCACCUGCCCUGCGUCAGACCCCUCUGCUCUGACCUGCCUGCCUAGGCAGAGCCCCUGUGUGAGCCAGAAACAAGAACUCUACACACAAGACUGGCUGGGGUGUGCUCUUGCACCAGAGUUGCUAAUUUGUCUUGAAAUUUCAGGCUUCCAGAGCAAUAUCAUUUUACCAAGGUUAAGAUGGGAGAGGCAUUUGUUAAACUAACGUUGCUGGGCUGUUAUAGGAAUUCAACCCCAAGGAGUUUUUUAUUUUCUAAACAGUGAGCCUGGGUUUUAUUGUUGUUGUUGUUUUGCUUUGGACUGAAAAGUAAUAACUGUUGUUAAGCUUCUUAUACAGUUUCUUUUUCCAUGAUGAUGAUGAUGAUGAUGAGUUAUUUUUGACAAUGUUGAAAACGUUCACAUGAUUGCUCUCGACUGAGGGAAGAAAGAAGCCCCUCCCAGGAGACAGCUGAAGACAGUUUUGAGCUGUGUGAUCCAGGCCAAUUACCAUUUUGGCUCCUCUCAUUGUUCUUGUAAUUUGUAGGCCAGCUCUACUGGUUCUUUGGUAUUGGGGAGCCUAAGGAUGGAACCUGAAGAAUGCUCAGUGAGGGCCCCACCUUGAUCAGGCCCUUGAGAAUUCCUCCCACGUCAGAGAGGCCUUCUAACGCUGUCCACUAGGAACGUGGUCCCUAGACAAGAAGCGGAGGCUGGCUGGGAAUGCAGAAACUCCGGCCCCACCCACCUACCGCAGGAGAAUCUGUAUUUUAACAAGAGCUGCAGGGGGUUGUCUGCCCAGUAUAGUUUGAGGAGAACUGUUCCAGAUUGCUUCCAACAUUCUGGAAUAUUUUAAAUAUGGAUCAGUAAUAAGUAGCAGGCCAAAUCAGGCCCUUUAUUCUCAAGAAACUGAGGAAUUUUCAUAUUAUGGCUUUGCUUUCUGGUAGAAAGACUAGGUACACACCUUUAGACAUUGCUCCACAGGGGAGAGAAGUUCUUCGGUUCAACUAAGCUAGGAACGAAAUCACGCUUCAGUGUGUGGAAAAAAAUGUAUGAUAUAAUGUAUCUUUUGUGAUGCAAAGGUUUUCUUCUACUAGUUUGUAAACUCAGCACAUUUGUACAUAGUUAUUUAUUUAUUGGAGAUAAACUAGAACACAGGCAAAACCCUUGCUUAUGACAUCACAUGUAGAAAAUAAACAAAUAAGAGAGUG